Messenger RNA from Raphanus sativus (radish), 1520 nucleotides. RefSeq names its product cinnamoyl-CoA reductase 1. NCBI's taxonomy places the organism in Eukaryota, Viridiplantae, Streptophyta, Magnoliopsida, Brassicales, Brassicaceae. The record is from RefSeq and is a predicted model, not a curated record. Bases 57 to 1031 code for a protein of 324 amino acids. Gene Ontology annotation, molecular function: oxidoreductase activity, acting on the CH-OH group of donors, NAD or NADP as acceptor. The transcript is spliced from 6 exons.
GUAACAUACAUUUUUAGGACGUGUAUGCAUUUGCUAAAAAACAAAACAGUGAUAAUAUGUGUAGUCUUUUCAGAACCUCCUCUAUUGGAAUGGGGGGACAAAGUUUUGAACUUGCAGAGAAUCCUAUCUUCGAUGGAGCAGACCGAAGCUUUUGUUUUCUACUGCCGGAAACGAUGCCAGUUGACGAAUCUUUAAUUACGCCCGGGAAAACAGUCUGCGUCACUGGUGCUGGUGGAUACAUCGCUUCUUGGAUUAUUAAGUUACUCCUUGAGAGAGGCUACACGGUCAAAGGAACCGUACGGAAUCCAGAUGAUCCGAAGAACACACAUUUGAGAGAACUAGAAGGGGCCAAGGAGAGACUGAUUCUGUGCAAAGCAGAUCUCCAGGACUAUGAUGCUCUUAAGGAGGCUAUCGAUGGUUGCGAUGGCGUCUUUCACACGGCUUCUCCGGUCACUGACGAUCCCGAAGAAAUGGUGGAGCCGGCCGUGAACGGAGCCAAGUUCGUAAUUAAUGCUGCAGCUGAAACCAAGGUGAAGCGCGUGGUCAUCACCUCCUCAAUUGGUGCGGUCUACAUGGACCCGAACCGUGACCCUGAAGCCGUUGUUGACGAAAGUUGUUGGAGUGAUCUUGAGUUCUGCAAAAACACUAAGAAUUGGUAUUGUUACGGCAAGAUGGUGGCGGAGCAAGCGGCGUGGGAGACGGCAGAGGAGAAAGGUGUUGACCUGGUGGUUUUGAAUCCGGUGCUGGUUCUUGGUCCGCCGUUACAGCCGACGAUCAACGCCAGUCUCUUCCACGUACUAAAGUAUCUAACCGGCUCGGCUAAGACUUACGCUAAUUUGACUCAGGCUUAUGUGGAUGUUCGUGAUGUCGCACUAGCUCAUGUUCUUGUCUACGAGGCACCCUCGGCCUCUGGACGUUAUCUUCUUGCGGAGAGCGCACUUCACCGCGGCGAAGUUGUUGAGAUUUUGGCUAAGUUAUUCCCGGAGUACCCACUUCCAACCAAGACUUACAUGCACACAAGUGUACAUUAAUUAUUUAGUGUACAUAAAUCUAGGAAGUCGUCAGCAAACACAACACGGUAACGGAAGGCUAAGUUUGACGAUAGUGUCGUACUGUCUUCGCGUAUCUUUAUAUGGCUUAAUCAAUGAUAUAAUUUUUUUUUUUCUGAACAAAGAUAUAAUUGUUUUAAAAGUUCUUUUUACAGUGUGUUUUUUUGGUUUCUUUAUCUUAUCUCUUAUCAUGAUCUCCAACUCAAUGAUGGAUGCGAGUUGGUCCCAUGUUAUUUUUUUAAUAGUUUGUGGUGAAAGUUGCAGUUGGUGUACCAACAACUCACAACAUAAGUCCAAGUCCACUCGUCACCUACUGCUAACGUGGACUUUUUAUAAAAACCCAUAAUAUACUUAUAUUUCACCCACAAUAAAAAAAGGUUUGAUAUAGAUAUAUUGUUUUGAAAUGGUAGUUGUAAUGGAACUAGUCUUUGGUCUUUUGCCUAACUUUAAUUAUACAAAUUAACCAACAAA